This is a messenger RNA of Carassius auratus (goldfish), 3359 nucleotides long. RefSeq lists its product as uncharacterized. Lineage: Eukaryota; Metazoa; Chordata; Actinopteri; Cypriniformes; Cyprinidae. Bases 439 to 2559 code for a protein of 706 amino acids. The transcript is spliced from 6 exons. The record is from RefSeq and is a predicted model, not a curated record.
UCCUGUGAAAACCGUUUUGAAAAGGGACGAUUGAGAGGCGAGCAAGAUCUUUUAAGCGAGCAGCUUCAGACGCCGUUGUUCUCUUGUGCUCUGCAUCUCACGCGUUGGAUACAUUUUUUUUUAUAAAAACUUGCGUGCCGUUGUAGUUUACACAGGACUGUCGGGAAAUGCACAUUGAUAUACCUUUAUUCUGUUUAUUUUGAUAGGUGACAGUCUAUCACGCUGCGCGUGUUCUUAAAGAGAAAGACAGUCUUUUCAGCUUGCUACUAUAAAUUGCUAUUUUUCUGCAUCAAACUAGUGAAACUUCUGCCAAGAUACAUUCAGAGAUGAUAGGCAAGAUGUUAUAGAAUAAUAAUUUAAUGAAAACCCAAUUUUGUCAAAAAACUGACAUUCAAUCUAAUUUUAGACCUUACUGAAAACGUACCUGAGCAACAUCUGAUGGGUUUUCCCAGAUAUUGUCACAUAUGGAUUCAACCGUACUGGACUAAGGAAACUGCUUUGGUGAUAGAGUCCAUCCUUGCUGAGUUCCAGGGACCAGCCGGCCUUGACAUCGAUGGCAUUCACCUGUUCAAGUCGCCAGAGGCAGUCGACGCUCACUGGGUAGUUGCGAGCAAGCACCUCAGUUGCAUGCAGGAUCCCCCUGGCAUACCGCUGUAUGUGUCUGUGAAGGUGGUGGUCAUGAACGGCGUCCGACUGAACAAGCACAAGUGCCGGCGUGGCAGCAACUCUCUGGAGGGGUUGCACGCCCACCUGUUCAACGCCGUCCCUUCACAGCGAUGUGGAAUUAUGCCAUUCCAAGUAUACUUGGUGUCCUUUGCCAUGCAGUGGAACCACCACAUGGCAUCGCUCAGUGUCGCUGGUGGUCAUGGCCGGCAGACGUCGUGCUUGGACGCGCGGCAGAUCCAGCGCGUCAACCAGCAGGCUGAGGUUCUCUUCGGCAAGGAGCACGUCCUGGAGCCCAACUUUGCUGCACCGAUGCCGGUCCCUGAAGCGUACGAGCACCCCGACGAGGAGGAGCUCCUUGGUGUCGAGUACGCCAUGUGCCAGUCCACCAGCUUCACUGCCAGGGACUACUACGUGCAGAAAGUUGAGGAAGAGCAGUCGCGUGAGGAGGAGGAGGAGGACGACGAUGAGUCGGCUGAGCAAGAAGACGACGAGAUGGCGGAUGAGGGUCUCGGCAUGUCUUCUGAUACAGAGGAGGACCCGAUAGACAGAGUCUGUGGCAAGCACGUCGUCCUCACACAGGCAGAACAGGUGGAAGAGGAGGACAGUCCUGCCCUGCAAGAUGUGCUGAUGAGACAUCGACAUCUGCAUCUGCCAGGUAUAGAGGAAGUGGAGGCACUGGCAUUGCUCCUCCUAGAACUGGCCGACAACAGCGACCACCACUUAGUGCCGGCUGACCUCAGGCAGAAGAUCGCCGCCGCCGCCAGCUCUCUCCACGACCACGACAAGACCGCGGCCCGCUUCGUCAAGCAGUACGAGUCCAGGUGGGGUUACACCUUGUUCGGUCGGUGCCUUGGGGCGGACUCUCCCGAGACCAGAGCAGCCCAGAAGACCAAGUUUGGCUGCAUGAGGUACGCUCCGGCGGCACAGGUGACCGAGGACAGUCGCUUGCUCUACCUCCUCCUCAAGAUGCUGAAGAACCGAGCGCCGGCCAAUCAGCUCACCUCCCCCAGCAAGGUCACGGCUUCUUUGAAGGGACAGUAUAAGAGGAUUGCAGACCGAGUUCAAGACGACCCCAUCCUCAGCGGUCUCGCCAUUCCACUGCCCAACUUGAACGCCAAGUCCAUCUCGACCUUCGCUGCCAGGGAGGAGAAAAAGGCCAACUACGGGGCGACGGUACUGCCGAAGGUGACGCCUCACCUGAAAGUGCUGUCGGACGCACCGUUCCCGGAAGCUCCUGCGCUACCAACAUCCCUCCCACCGCCAGACCGGCCUCAGGUCCAGUACCAGCACGUUCAUCACGAGGCUGGAAAAAGGCGUGGUGAGAAGCGGAGAUUAUUUGAUGAAGAGCCAGAGCCUGUGCCUCCUGUGGACUGGCCCGUUCAGCCCACAGCGUCGUCCUCCUCCACUCGGCCAAGGCCUGCUGCGUCCACCCACCUCCAGCCAAGGCCUGCUGCGUCCACCCACCUCCAGCCAAGGCCUGCUGCGUCCACCCACCUCCAGCCAAGGCCUGCUGCGUCCACCUAUGGACCACCCCCUGUGUCGGCAGCACCCAUACUGCUGGUUCUCCCCGCACAGCCACUGGCUCCCUCUGUCCUGUUUCGUGGGCCAUCGUGCAGCCAGAGCUUUGUACCUCCUGCACCAACAGUCAAGGCAUUCAUGCCGAACAAGUCCUCGUGGCCAUGUGGGGCUUGCCACGUGCCUAAUUGUGGUGGACAGCGGAAGAGGUACACACCUUCCAAGGACAAAAUGGCAGAAAGCACCCAGAAGAUAUUUUCCUUCUGUCCAUCCACUAAGAAAUCCACCACCUCUGGGUUUGACAAUGUGGUGUACGACAGCUUUGAACACUUUAAAAGUGUGGUGGAUGUUGAGUUGGAAAAGAGGAGAACUGUGUAAAUAACUGUGUAAAUAACGUACCUGUGUGAUGCCACUUCUCCUGUGCCAUCUGUAGGAGAGAGAAAGAGGCUUGUUUGUUUAUUAGAUUGUACUUGAAGCACUUUGUAACACAAUCAAACAAACAAACAAUUUAUUUAUAUAGUUCAAAAGUUCAAAAAAUGCACUUUCCAGUUUUACUUUAGAAUGUUCUUGUUUGUUUUUUAUUAUUAUUUAUGUUGCUCUUAAAAUGCACUUUGUAGUAUCUUUUUUUUUUUUUAUACAAACAUGUUCUGGCCUAUGUUCAAUAUCAAGGCCAAUCUAACCUCAAUCAUUUUAGCCUUAAUCAGUUCUGAUCUAACACAAUCAGUUUUCAUAACCCUUAAGUGAUUGUUCAUGUUCAGAUAAUCUGUGUCUUUGUCUGCUUCAUGUUUAACAAAAAUUUGCCAAAGAAAACACUUUAUUUGUUGAUUAGUGACCUGAGUCUUUGGAUAAUCCUGUUCUUUAUUGGGCUUGGGCCUGUACAAAUCAAAAGUUUGUGUUUUUAAUUGUUUUUGAUUAUUAUUAAUGUUAUUUAUGUGUGCGUGUCCUUGUGAUGUUUGUAUAUCUGUCAGCUUCCAUGUUUAACAAAAUGUUUGCAAAUGGUAGUAAAUGUUUGUCUCUCGUGUUCUCGCUCGUAGAUCUGUACCUUGUUGUGGUGAGCGAGCUUUAAACCAAACAGAUCUUGUUUACUUGUGUUUCCAUGCAUUGCCUUUUAAAUGAAACACAAUCUGGGUGAAAAAUAAAAGUUGUAAAACUAUUUCAAGUAUUUUGGAGUCUCUGAA